This is a messenger RNA of Stylophora pistillata, 803 nucleotides long. RefSeq lists its product as uncharacterized. The record is from RefSeq and is a predicted model, not a curated record. Lineage: Eukaryota; Metazoa; Cnidaria; Anthozoa; Scleractinia; Pocilloporidae.
CGUCGUUAUCGAUCAGUUGGAAUAACCAGCGCUCUCCUUUCGCAGAAAUACGCAAAGCUCAGAGCUUUUUGUCAGUGAAGUGUGAUUACAACUCAACGAUUCGAUUUGAAAAUGAGCAACAACCCGCAGGCCAUAGUGGCUAUUAAAGAAGAGCACAUCGUUAUCGAUGGGGUUCGAUUGAAGAAGAAGACAGCAGUUGUCGCUACAGAGCAAGGCGUCAUUACCAGGGAAGUGAUAGAGGCAAGUGAAAUCCGAAGCGGUCCUCCAAUUGUUCAGGCUAGAACAUCUCCUGCACUACCUCCACCUGGAGUGAUUGUAGUAGAUUCUCGACCACCUCCAGAUGACGGCUGCAUAGACACUUGUUUCAAGUGUGAAAGCGGCUACGAGUGGUACAGCUUAAGAGGGAAAGGUGUGUGCAUUGUCAUGUUGCUCCUUUUGGGUUACUUGAUUGGUGGAGUGAUCAUUUUGGCAAUAUACUUGGUGUUCUGUGUCCUGGCAUGCCUUUUUGGUUGUAACAACUCAGAUAACUAAGCAACACAGUUAAUCAGUGGUCUAUCAUGGAGCAGAAUUUAGAUUGAACCGAUUAGUCUAGAGCGUGUUCUCUGAAAGUUUUAAUCUAUACUAAUUGGGAUUCCCCAUCUUCGAAUUUCACUCUCCUGAGCCAAGCACCAGCGUGUUAUUUGUAGAAAGCUUUCUCAAAUUACAACUACUAUCUCAGGAGAUUCGAUGUUGGACUUACCAAUAAAAGUACAACUCAACUAUAGAUUCUGUACUUAGGUAGAAAAAUAAAAAUAUUGAACCUC